AUGAAACGUGAAGCGUACAUAGACGGAUUCCUUCGAGUGCAGAAAAUGUGUCAGUCGCUGAGCCGACCAUAUGUAGAGUACUGUGAUGAAAACAUCCUCUGGAAGGGAACUAAGGGAACAGAAUGUAUUUGCCAAACCGAUUAUUGCAACUCGGGUUCAGACUUACGUCUGUUUUACACUUAUAUGUUUGCUCUCAUUUUGACAUACAUCUGUAACUUGUAGUU
Molecule: messenger RNA, 224 nt
Organism: Enterobius vermicularis (human pinworm)
Lineage: Eukaryota; Metazoa; Nematoda; Chromadorea; Rhabditida; Oxyuridae
Source: the annotation of a GenBank genome assembly